Molecule: messenger RNA, 2412 nt
Organism: Grosmannia clavigera kw1407
Lineage: Eukaryota; Fungi; Ascomycota; Sordariomycetes; Ophiostomatales; Ophiostomataceae
Exons: 7
Coding region: 1-2412 (803 amino acids)
Source: RefSeq, a predicted model, not a curated record
AUGGCAUAUACGCAUCGGGACGAAAUUCCACCAGCCCUGAAAAACGGCGUGGAUAUUCAGCUGCAAUCGGCAUUUGCGGAUGAGAACUGGCCAACGGUGAUUCGCUUGGCCGACAAGAGGGCCAAGGCAAGCGGCGACGCCUACUAUGAGAUUGCUGCCAUAAUGGACAGGUCUUCCAACUCACAUGACAGGCGCUUCAUGUACUGGAAUAUUCUUUUAACCCACAUGCUUUCGCUUGAAAAGGCAGCAGAGCUCACUGCGGCGCACAUAACAGGCCAGGAGCGAAGUCUUCAGUACGAGGAAGAGUUUCUGCUCUACUACAGGGUCGUCGCGAAUCAUGGAUCGGUGGAAGAUUUUUUGAAGCUUUCACUGAAUUCAGAAACCGGUGCUUUAAAGCAGGCAUUUGACACGGUGCAGGAAGUUCUACAAAGCUUCAUUUCGGCAAAAUCCAAAAUUCCACGCAUGUUUACAAAAACCAUCGGGAUUGCACUGCUAGAGACAAUCUUCGAACUGCCACCUUCACUUCUCGCAGAGAGCGAUGAAGGCUUACCCUCUCCCCGUGUAGAACAGCUUUUGGUUUAUAUUCAGGCGAAUAUAGAAAGAGCAUCCGCUUUUGGAGAUGUGAAAGGCUAUGUUGAAAGGCUUACGUUUGCAGAAAGCAAAGAUUUGCUGCAAAAGCUGGCCGCUCUUUCUGUGGAUGACACACUGUGGCACAAUACGGAUGCAUCAGGCACAUCGACACCUUCAUGCAAAUAUUGUGGCCAGCCAGCCGGGCUAGACGGAUGCGCCAGCUGUUUCCACAACAUCGCCCUCGACAGCCUAGAAGCGCACAGUAAGAUCUCGAAAGACGCCGAUAUCCUGGAGAGAAUACAGAGAGUCGACAAGGACCCACGAGUCGAUUUGAUACUGGUUUCAGCAAGCUGCCUGAUAAAGCUGGCAGGCAUCCAGAAUCACAAGGGUCACGGGAACAUGGGCCAGCUGCACAUCUCGUUUGCCAACGGGGCACGCUUCCUCCAGGCGACUGCUCUUCUGGAACGCCAAUUAGAACAGACACCGGCCGAGAUUUCGCUGCAGCUUUUACUCGUACGCGUUUAUUUGCUGUUAGGUUGGGCCUCACGUGCUCUUCAGCUUUGGAACCCGCUCGGCGUCAAGCGCACCGUUCUGGACGCCCUUGGCCCGCUAUUCUAUGAUCGAUUGUCAACCGUUGCUCCAGCGUUGUUUCACGGGAGCAAGCCAUUGACUGAGGGCCUUCGUACAUACUAUGCCACCGUCCUACAGAAGCAUUCGCCUGUCAAGAUAUGGGAUGCAUUUACCUCGGGGAGUUACAGCAGCAUCCUGGACAUGGCCCAGUUCAACGACAAUCUGCACCGCAGCUGUACGCGAGCAAUGGCUGUACUUGAAGAGAGGCGCGCAGCCCGAGCGUUUGGGGGGAAACUAGAAGAUGUCGAGAGCGUCUAUAUCUUCGCCGAAAUCACCAAUGAUAUAAACUUGGUCGAUGCGACUGACUUUGGAUCGAUGCCGAAUCUGAACUGUUCAGCCACCUCGAGUCUGGCCGAAGUGCUGUCCAUCGGUCCAGGCCUUGUGAAUACUCGGAUGCACCUAGGCUUGCUCUCCGAGAAGCUCCUAGACCUGAUGAGCCACAAGCCCCCUAAGGAGUACAAGCCUUCAAAGCAAGCCGAGGCAGCACAACGAGAGCGAGCUUACCUCCUGGAGUCGUUGGCUGCUGUCGAAUCGUCAUUCAUGGAGUUUCUACACCAUCCCGACACCCCAGGCAAGCUCACUGUCGCAGAACUGUCGCAUUAUACAAUCAUGGCACUGCUCUCCUCUCUAGCCGUAAUCGGCGUCACCGCGAUUCAGUCGACAGCUGUACCGUCGUAUUUUGCAGAUAUCAUGUCAUCAUUUACGACAAUGUACGGCAUAGCUCGUUCAUCCGUUCAGGACACGCAGGGCUCAAGGGGUGUUGCUGCCGAAGCUGUACUGCAUGUAUUCACAAAUCUCCAUGGGCUGUCGCUAUUUCGUGACACGGCUAUUGCUAUCAAGCAAACAUCGAUGUUUCUCACAGCAUUACAUGACCGAGAAGCUGCACGCGACCGCAGCGGAAAGUCAGGAUUUCACAAGGACGUCAUAGCAGCCACGCGGACGCUAAAAGUGACGUCCACACAGGCUUUCGCCGACUUCAAGGCAAUCAUCAAGCUCAGCAAGGACAUAAUGGCCGAGCCGGGGUUUCAGAGCGGCGUCAAUGACUGGAUAGCGAAUUCUGAUACCAGUAGCAAGACCGAUAGUGCUGAUGAGCUGUCACUUGCAGUCUUGUCGACGCUUGGUGAAAAAUCUGACAUGGGGGACUGGUCCGCUAAAUUGGUAGGCGGCUGGAGAGAGGCUCUGAAGGGCUGGGCCAUGGUCCAGUUGGAGUAG